GGCGGCGGUUGUUGGGGGUGGGAGGGGGUUGGCGGGGCUCAGACCGGCGGGAGCCGCGGUGCAGCCAUGUUCGGGGGCCUCGGGCGCUGCUUCGAGGAGGAUCCGUUCUUCCGUGAUCCCUUUGCCGCACACCAUGAAUAUAUGCGGCAGAUGAUGAGAAGCUUUUCUGAUCCUUUUGGACGAGAUCCGUUUCUCAGUAUAACAGAUGGCAGGGAGAGAACAGCAGAUCAAAGAGCACACCCGGACUCUCAGGUUGCACUAAGAGGAAAUCGCAGAGCGACGAGCUGCUCCCUCAUGCCCUUUGCAGGCUUUGGUAGAGUGCCGGAUCCAGAUUUUGGGGAACCUUUCUUUGCAAUGGACAGGAUGAUGUCCAAUAUGAGAAACAGUAUGCUGGAAAUGCAAAGAAAAUUUGAUGACCUGUCUGUCAAUUCAGAUGUACACACGUUCAGCUCCUCCUCUGUGAUGACAUACUCCAAAGUAGGGAAUGAACCACCAAAAGUCUUCCAAGCUUCUGCUCAGACACGCACAGCUCCAGGAGGUGUUAAGGAGACAAGAAAAGCACUUAGGGAUUCUGAAAGUGGACUGGAAAAAAUGGCCAUUGGUCAUCACAUUAAUGAUCGUGCUCAUGUCAUUAAAAAAUCAAAGAACAGAAAGACUGGUGAUGAAGAAAUGAACCAAGAAUUCAUCAACCUGGAUGAAACUGAGGCCCAGACCUUUGAUGAAGAGUGGCAGAAAGAGAUUAUGAAGUUCAGGCCAUCUAGAUCUAGGUGCAAUAUAGAAACUCCAAAAUACAGAAGUAUUCAUCAUAUCCCCAAGGAAGAUGGAUUAAAAAGAGAGAAACCACGUGCAAUUGCAGGUUCUAAGGAAGCCAGAGAUUCUGUGGAGAACCUCAGUGUGAAAGGAACACAUGUUCCCAUCAAAAGCAGCAAAAAAUAAAUCUCUUCCAUUCUCCAUGUGAAUGGAGUUUCUUCAGAGAAGAUAAUGGUGCUGCGUUGCUUAUGUUCAUAUAAGUACACACGUAUAUAUGACCAAUCUCUGUGUUUUGUUUUAGUAUUAGUGUGCCUUGCUACUCUGAUCUUUUGACAACUGAAUGUUCCUUACAACUUCAAAUCCUUGGUUAAAUCAUGUAGUUCCAGUAAACUAAAAAAAAAACCAACAACUUUCCCCUUAAAAGCACUUUAAUGAAUUAUCACUAAUUCUGUUUAAAAAAUUGCUUUGAUUUGCCAGAUUUUUCUCCUACAACUGCACCAAUCUAAUGCUUUUUAUUAAGCCUGGUAAUGAAACUACUUUUUCCCACACACUAUAGCCUGCACAGAAAGUAAAUUCUCAUUUUGUGUGGCUGAAAUAAUUAUUAAUUUUCUAGGUGACAGAGCAACUUGAAUUCACUGUAGCCACUGCAUAUCUCUGUCUUUAAAAUCAUACUGUAUAUCAUUAUAGAAUACCCAGUUUUACCUUGAUUUAACAUGAAGAAAAGCAAGAGGAAUACUGAAAUGACAAAUGCUUCAAGUGAAUUUUAAUUGGUGUUCUUAUGCUCAUGAGCUGUGCUUUCAUCUCUUAUUUCCUUUUCCUAGAAUGUCCAUUUCGUAUUUCUGAUCCUCGUAUGCCUCCUUCUGAGGUGGCCCAUUAUUUUUCAUUAUCGAAGAUUCUCUGUAGUAGCUUUUAAUUAUUCUGUAAUAAUAUGUGUGUCCUAAGAAACUCAUCUGAGACUAUUAGUUAAUAACAAGAUAAAUAUAUGGGAGAAAUUGGUUGAGUAGGCAGUAGUUUAACUGGAUAGUGAAUGAUUCCACCAGUUCUUCUGUUCUAGAAGGGCAAGAACCCUGCAUACGGAAACCAUUUCCCCCCUCAGCUGAGAUGUGUUUUUAUUCUUUCUGUCCUGUUUUAGUGGAUGCAGAAUGAUCCUAGAUCUAACGCUUGAUCUCCCUCGAGGUGGUAGUUCUUGGUUACCAAGAGUCUGAUGCUGAUGUUCUAGGGGAACACCAGCUGUGGCUGAGAACAGGAAAGGUCUUUGGAUAAGAAGUGUUAAGUUCAGAUGCUGGUUGUUACGCAGAAUUGAUCCCAGUGUCAUAGUGUAAAUAACUUCUGUAGUCAGUAACACAUCAGCAUUAGCACUAUGGCAUGUAUUUCAAGGCUAAAAAAAUGAUAGUGUAGCUUUAAAAAAGGCACUAUUUAUAUGGUAAAAUAGGUUUAGUAAGUUAAGAUUAAUAUUUGUUCGGCCAAAAAGGAAACGGCCUUUAAAUUAUAUCUUCCUGCAGAUUCCCCAAGAGUAUUUAAUUCUAUGUUUAUUAAUGCGCAAAAAUAAUCAAAAGUACUUUUGUUGAGUUCUGACAAGGGAAGGACUUUAUUUACUUGUUCAAUGCAAUGGUCUGUUGCUGUUAUUGGAGUGAAUCCUGGUGGCGAUCCAUGUGUGCUGUUGAACCGUUCUGGGGGGUGGGGGGGAGUAGCAGCCUCUGCCAGGACAGGCUGCGGUGGUGGGACAUCACACUCGUGCCUCCCAGAGGAGGCUGCAGAACACUGAAUCGAAAGGAUGCGUUCACUCCUUAAAGAGUACAACUGUAGGGCCUGGUCUUCCAGGCACCAAAAACAACAUUGAUUUUUGCAGUUAAUGGCAUUGAGAACGUAAGGCUGUGGAGGCAUUUUCCAGGUAUGUCACUUAAAUUUCCCAGUAACAAAGCAGAAAAGCUUUUCAUGUUGUAACUUCAGAAGGAAUCUUUGAUUUGAGAGAUGCUGCUAUCUAACAGAAACUAGUGUUCAUCGGACAGCUUAGAUUUUGGUCUGUGCUUUACUGAGAUAAAAAACAUGAUACAUCUAUGUAAUUCAUAAAACAAGUACAGGCUUUGGGUGCACAGUUACAGUGGGGAGAGGCUAAAGUUCAUGGCAGAUUACUUUGCUAUGCAAAGCAAUGUUCUAAAAUGUAAUGCAAAAGAGAUCCUUCUACACAAACAUCUGAAACUCUACUGCUUCAAUAAAGUUAUUUUUUAUUUCUG
Messenger RNA from Cuculus canorus (common cuckoo), 2984 nucleotides. RefSeq names its product myeloid leukemia factor 1 (gene MLF1). Lineage: Eukaryota; Metazoa; Chordata; Aves; Cuculiformes; Cuculidae. The transcript has 8 exons. The record is from RefSeq and is a predicted model, not a curated record. Bases 67 to 936 code for a protein of 289 amino acids. Gene Ontology annotation, cellular component: cytoplasm; nucleus. Gene Ontology annotation, biological process: regulation of DNA-templated transcription.